UCCUCAGGUUCCCGGGGCCCCGAAUAAAGCACCGCAUAAACCGGCACUCUGUUGGUUUGUGUUUCUUCUGGUUACGGGCAACAGUUUUCUGGCGACCCAGACUGGGGACUCCGGGGGUAGCUGGGGCGGCUCACGCGCUGAUCUACUCCACGCCGGCAACCAGGUGAUUUCUGGGGAGACAUCGACCCGUGCCCGACCCCGCGCCCGCCGGACAACCCAUCCAGACUCUCACAGCCCUCAGAGGAGCGUUGCAGUGGAAUCGACCUUUGCCCCUGGAGAAUCCAGUGCAUGACAUUUCUCCGGGAGAUCAUGUCUACGUGAGAAACUGGUCGGUGGAGCCGCUGAAAGAAACAUGGGACGGUCCUCGCCAGGUGAUCAUGACGACCUACACGGCAGUGAAAGUCGAAGGAAUCGACAGCUGGAUCCAUUAUACUCGGGUCAAGAAGGUUCCAGUUUCGUGGUCGGUAGAACCUCUCUCACCCACAAGAAUGGUAUUUCGAGCCAACCAUUGAGGAUCAUAGUGUUCCUGGGGUUGAUAAGUUUAGCAGAAACCACCGUGAGAAUUGAGACCCCGGAUCCUUAUUUAUUUGUACCAGAACACACUGAUGUAAACUUAACUUGUCUAUUUUCAGAUGACCAGGGAGCUGAAUUAAGAGAUGUCCAUGUCAAGUGGAGAUGGAGAGAUCAAGACCAAAUCAUGACAGAAGGAGUGACAACAGUUUGGGAUGCUACACAACAAAAAGGUUACACCGUUCUGCAGGUACCCAAAGUGUACAAAGCUAUGGAAGGGACAUAUAUGUGUGUAGUUUGGAUUUGGGAAAGUUUUGAUUAUGGACAUAUAGAAAUACAAACAAUAAACACGACUCAGAAGACGGUGACCAAAGUGCGAGUUUUACCCACUAGGAAACAAUCAGACAUGUGGGAUGGUCCUCCUUUAAAAAUCAAUUGUACCUUCCAAUUUGAUGAUUGUCGAAAAUCAGUUAAAGUAAAGUGGUGGAAAUUAAAUGUGGCAAAUCAAUCUUGGGAAUCACAAAGUCAAGGAGUUAGCUGGUGGUCAAAUAGUAAGGGAGGCAAAGGGUGGCUGAAUAUUUCUAAUCCCAGAGUAGGAAAGACAGAAGGUACAUUUCUUUGUGUAGUCUCAUGUGGAGAAGAAAAAGAUCACGGGAUAAGGACAGCAGUAGCCGUACCACAUCAAGGAAUAAGAGUUAGACCAGAACAUAGUGUUUAUUCGGCCCAGGAAGGAAGAGAUCUGAUUCUAAGCUGCAAAAUUCCAGAAGGACAGUAUUUUGAAUAUGGGUGGUGGUUUAAGGGACAGAACUUGAAAGUUGGAAAAAGACAUCAGAUUGAGAAGAGAGCAGAUACAAUAGUUUUGAAAAUCAAAGAAAUUCAAAGAAGAGAAGAUGAGGGCCAGUAUACUUGCUGGAUAAGUAGAGAUGACUGGUGGGAGACUGGAAUUACUGUCGUCCACGUAAGGACUGAAAGAAUAACCCGACAAGUAAGUAACCUGCAGAUUCCAGAUAGAGAAGUAGAACAAGAAAACCUAGUUGUAGGCUUAAUUCGUGAUUUUGGGAAAGCACAGAAUGUCACAAAAAUCACUGCAUGUCUCCCUAUGCCUCAUGCUGCAGGAGACCCAAUCCCAUGGGGAAUAAUUCCAGUACCGGAAAUCCCUAGAAUGUUUAAGAAUACUACAUGGAAUUGCAGAUUUGUAACUAGAACAUGGAAUGAAAUGACAGAUGCAUGUUUAUUGAGAGACAAAGUGACUAAAAAACAAUGUGAACAGAUGCCUGGAUAUUUUCGCUGGGUAGAAAGUGAGAAAAUUGGAAAGUUAGAAGGAAAUUGUUUGAUCUCAGGUUCAGUAACAUACCCAUGUUUUAAAGUACAAGUUCGAAUAAAACGAGAAAAGCAAGAAGAAGUGUGUCAAAAUACUACAAGUUCUACAACCAUGGAGGAAUGGCAAACAAUUUGGGGACCCAGCUUACUAGAGACAUAUAGUUACAUUGGAAAAGUACAGUGGUGCAUUCACUGGAAAGGGAAAAAGAAUCAAACUUAUUCUAUAGGAAAUAGAGGGAAUCAUAAUUGGAGGACAGAAACACGUACAAAAGAGGAUUGGAAUUGUACUCGAAUAUACACAUGUGAUACCCCAGACGAUGAGAUAGGUUUAACGCCAGUCAAAACACUCUUGCAGUUGGGAUGUGAAUGUCGGGGAUAUAAUCAUACGAUUAAAGGAUCUGUGAAUAACAUUGAUUGCCGUACCACUACAGUUAGGAGCCCAGGAAAUUUGGUAUGGGUAAUGGGACAUGGCCAGUGGACCACCCACAUACCCAUAAAUGGUCCGGUUGUACCUGUCACACUAGGGAUACCUACUCUCUGUCCAUUCUGGAAGCAAAAUAAGUUAACAUCAAUGGAAAUACAACCACGGAGGAAAAGAGAAGUUAGUAAAGAUAUUGAUGACCUGAGGUUGGGAGAUUGGCAUGAACCAUCAGCAGGAGUUAAAUUUGGAUGGGCAUUAGAGUCUCUAUUCGCACCAAUCUCAACAUACCGGAACAGAGAAAUGUUGUUUAAAUUAAUGGGACAAACUGAAAGGUUAGCAGCAGUCACUAAGAAGGGAUUUAAAGAUCUAAAUUUACAAUUACAAGCCACCUCUAGAAUGACCAUACAAAACCGCAUGGCAUUAGAUUUAAUAUUACUUAAGGAACAUGGAGUUUGCGGCUACCUGCAUGCAAAGGACGAGCAUUGUUGUGUACACAUCCCAAAUGUCACUCAAGAAGUAGAAAAAGAUAUUAGCCAAUUAGAACAAAUUGACGAGAAUGUUCAUGAACUGCAAAAAGAAGCAGAACAUAAUUGGAUAGGGCAAUUAUUCAGCUCCCUAGGUCUUCAUGUGUCAGGAUGGAUAUCUUCUGUUAUCCAGUACGGAAUAUUAAUUGUAAUAAUUAUUGUCAUAGCCAUAACUGUUUACAAGUGUCUUUUAGGAAUGAUUGUAAAAGAAGGUCAACAUACGAGACGCAUCAUGAAAGCUAUUACAAGGAAAGAAAUAAUCUCACCGCAAAAUGAAUCACCUCCUACCUACCAAGAAACUACAGCCUGAAGAUUGCUGUAUUUGAGCAUCCUUGCAAGCAAAGCCUGAAGAAUGCUCAAAAGGGGGGACAUGUUGCACAGCAAUUUAAAUUAGUAGUAGAAUGGCUAAGGCUUAGUAGAAGAGUAGGCCUAGAAAGCAACUUUGUUUGUGUGUGAAGUGGAAACCAUAAUCAAAGGAUCUAGUCAGGCAUGUAUGCAACGAUUUGUUACCUAGGAUGUGGUUAAGGUCUGUUAAACAGUUUCUAGGGAUAAGACAACUUAAGCAGAUUUAUGAUU
Molecule: messenger RNA, 3351 nt
Organism: Pipra filicauda (Wire-tailed manakin)
Lineage: Eukaryota; Metazoa; Chordata; Aves; Passeriformes; Pipridae
Exons: 2
Coding region: 353-3085 (910 amino acids)
Source: RefSeq, a predicted model, not a curated record